This is a messenger RNA of Cherax quadricarinatus, 6913 nucleotides long. NCBI's taxonomy places the organism in Eukaryota, Metazoa, Arthropoda, Malacostraca, Decapoda, Parastacidae. The record is from RefSeq and is a predicted model, not a curated record.
AUGGCGCAGGGUACCGUAUGGCGCAGGGUACUGUGUGGCACAGGGUACCGUGUGGCACAGGGUACUGUGGCGCAGGGUACCGUGUGGCACAGGGUACCGUGUGGCACAGGGUACCCUGUGGCACAGGGAGAGGCGAAAAAUCUUGUCCUUCGUAACCAUGGAACCUCAGGUCAACGGGAUGUUUACUGUUCAAUAUCACUGGACCAAGAAGAAAUAUUUAGAUCAGCGACGGCGGAAAAGACUUUAGAUCUGUCAGCAUUCUUCGGGGAAGAAUUUCAGUUUGACAUUCCACGAGAAUUCCGGUUUCUUUCAUUUUACCUGUACGACCGCGACCGCCCCAUGAAGACUGACAGAAUAAUGGGUAAAGUUUCCAUCAAGAAGGAUGACCUACACAAGUACAAUGGUAAAGAUCAGUGGUUCCCCAUCACGCCCGUCGAUGCUGAUUCUGAAGUUCAGGGGAAGGUGCAUGUUGCUCUGCGACUGCUGGUAGUCAGACACAUGAACGAUGGCUACCCACAACAUGUCCUUGAAGUCAAGAUACAGGAGUGCAGUGACUUAGCAAUAAUUAGUGGAUCUUGCGAUCCAUUUGCCAUAGUAACGAUGCUGUACACUAACAAGAAACAAGAGUCCAAGAGAACCAAGGUCAAGAAGAAGACCAUAUCACCACACUUUGAUGAAGUCUUCUUGUUUGAGCAGAACGGUCAGAGAGGUGGGAGUCAAGAGCGUGACAACAUGUACAGUCUGGUGGAUGAGGAUGCUGGCUUCCAGGAAGUACGUGUAGCACUGUGGCACGACUCUCCUGCUGUCUUUGGUAAUGUUUUCCUGGGAGAAGUGAAGAUACCCCUCAGUGAUAUGCUUCCCACCCAUGAACACAAUGCAUGGUACUUCCUUCAGCCCAGAGAGUCAGCAGGGAAGCAUCAGCGUGCAGACUUGGGAACUCUACGGCUUAAUAUAUACUAUACCUCCGAUCACGUGUUUUCUAGUCAGUCAUAUGACUCUCUGCGCAACCUCAUCCUCCAGAGUACUGGGGUGGAGCCCAUCACAUCAUCUGUGGCAUGGUUGCUGGGAGAGGUGGUACCACAGAAGCAAGAUGUAGUACAACCGCUCACCCGGGUCUUCCUCCAUCAUGGUCAAGUGGUCCCCUUCGUCUCAGCCUUUGCAAGACAUGAAAUAUCUAAGAUCACGGAUACUAAUACCAUCUUCCGUGGCAACACGCUUGUUUCCAAGUGUAUUGAUGAGUUGAUGAAGCUGGUUGGUCACCACUACCUGCGCUCAACGCUCAAACCCACACUCGAUCUCAUCUUCCGUGAGCGUAAACCUUGUGAGAUCGACCCAACCAAACUACAGCAAGGAGAAAGUCGAGAAGCAAACCUAACUAAUCUUAAGGAAUAUAUCAGUCUCAUCUUAAAGGCCAUCAUCAACUCAGCACUCAACUGUCCGCCAGUCAUGUGCCAAAUAUUCUCAGAACUCAAGGAACUAGCCAACACUUACUUUCCAAAUGAGCGAGAAGUGCGUUACUCAGUGAUAUCCGGCUUCGUCUUCCUCAGGUUCUUCGCUCCAGCAAUACUCUAUCCCAAGUUGUUUGACCUCACUACUGAACAAAUAGAUUCAUCAACUCAUCGAACACUAACAUUGUUGAGCAAGACGGUUCAGAGUGUGGGCAACCUGGUCAGUUCUCGCACCUCACACCACAACUUCCGGGAGAGUUACAUGCGGGAAGUGUUUGGUCACUGUGUGACUGACAAACAUGUGGAAGGCAUGCGUACGUUCCUGGAGAUCAUCUCAUCGAUGCCCAAUGGAAGCCAUAAAGCCUAUGAUACCCCAGUUAUACUGAAGGAAGGAAUAAUGAUCAAGCGAGCGCAAGGAAGAAAAAAAUUUGGAAUCAAGAAUUUUAAAACUCGCUUCUUCAGACUAACUACCCACAACCUGUCUUACUCUAAGACUGAAGGUGGUGUUCCGCUCUGUGUCAUCCCAGUUGAUGAGAUUCUUGCUGUGGAGAGAGUUGAGGAAUCUUCGUUCAAAAUAAAAAAUAUGUUCCAGCUUGUUCAACCAAGUAGAACACUUUACAUCCAGGCAAUGAACUGUGUGGAAGAGAAGGAAUGGUUGAACCUGCUGACGAAAGUCUGUCAGUACAACAGUCACCGCUUGAAGCAGUACCAUCCUGGUGCUUAUAUUAACUGUGUGUGGCUCUGUUGCAGGUCAACUAGUGAACAAGCACCAGGUUGCAGUGCUGUCUCAAACUACCUGGAAUGUGACCUCAAGAUUUACAUAGACAGCGACCGUGAGAUGGAACGACUGAGGUCGUUACUUAUGGAGAACAUGGCUACCUUGGAGAAGCUUCAUAGUGUAUGUGAGAGUGCAGUCAUGUAUGGAGGUUCCCGGGAGUUGAACCUGGGAGGUGUCAUUGUGGACAACCCAACAGUGUCGUUGAAGUCGCUCACUUCAGUCAUUACCAGCGUCAUUCAGCUGCAACAAGAACAUCGCAACCAUCAACAACGACUACUACGAACACUAACAUAUGGAUCAAAACAAGCUCCGAUUGGUGAUGACAAUUAUCUGCUUCUGGCAUCUAGUAUUGCAAAGUUCGACUCCAGUACAAGUGGAACUGAGGUGACAGUUCCAGUUCGCAAAACAUCGAGCAGUCCAUGCUGACCCUACAAAGUUCAACUCCAGUACAAGUGGAAGUGAGGUGACAGUUCCAGUUCGCCAAACAUCGAGCAGUCCAUGCUGACCUUACAAAGUUCAACUCCAGUACAAGUGAAAUGGAAGUGAAGUGAUGGUUCCAGUUUGCAGAACAUCAAGCAGUCCAUGCUGAACUUACAAAGUUCACCUGCAGUACAAAUGGAAGUCCAUGCUGGCUGUGUGUACUGUCCAUGAAAUAAUUGUUAGUUACUGAUGUUAUGUGAUUGUAACAGUGUAACUGUCUUGGGGGUGUGUGCUUCAGUUGAUGUUAUGUGAUUGUAACAGUGUAACUGUGUCUAGGUGUGGUAGUGAGGUUGAUGGUUCAGAUGAGGAUAUUGAUGUUAGCUCUGCAAGUGUCUCUCCAUUGGUAGAGAGAUAAUGUCAGGUCUUGCCACACUGUUGGUUCAUGCCCCCAGCACUAACACAUGAUGACAGUUCAGUUCAGCAUGUUUGUGAAUGGGUAACUAGAAUGCAAGUUUCACCACAUGAAAACAGUGUGAUGAAUACUAGUAAUGGAAGCAGUGUCCUCACACACUAAACUGCUGCUGUAUCCACUAGGUUAUCCAGUGUACAAAACAAGUAUGUUGAAUAAUAGUAAUGGAAGUAGUGUCCUCACACAAUAAACUGCUGCUGUAUCCACUAGGUUAUCCAGUGUACAAAACAAGUAUGUUGAAUAAUAGUAAUGGAAGCAGUGUCCUCACACACUAAACUGCUGCUGUAUCCACUAGGUUUCCCAGUGUACAAAACAAGUAUGUUGAAUAAUAGUAAUGGAAGUAGUGUCCUCACACACUAAACUGCUGCUGUAUCCACUAGGUCUCCCAGUGUACAAAAUCUUGUAAACCUGAUUGUUGGAGUCAGCUUUGUUAAGGUGUCACAGGUGUACCUGACAGGUGUGAUGGACAUGUCAUUUGUACUGUAUUUCAGAAGGAUUUAAAUGAUUUGCUGUAACAGUACUGAAUGUUGACUGUAGUAUGAACUCAGACACUAUUUUCAUCAUUAUAGCUCUGCAGUAAAAUGAAAAUGGAUUGAAUAUAAGUAAGUAAGUAAGUUUAUUCAGGUAUACACAAAUACAGUUACAUAGAAUUAUCAUACAUAGCAGUAUAUGUGUAGAGAACCUGGGAUAACCCAUAGAGGUAGGGUAAAACAGAAAAAAGUAAACACAUUCACACCAUCAUUCUGUCAGUCCCUGUCUUUGCAGAAGUGUAUUGACAUUAUUGUAAAGGUGAACCUUCAACUGCAGCAUCCUCAUCUCUCCUUCAGGGUUCUAGCACUGUACUUCUUACCUCCAGGGCUAUAACAUUUCCACACAUCCUUCAGAGUACAGGCACUGUACUUCCUACCUCAUGGACUGUAAUACCCUCACUUAUCCUUCAGAUCCUAGUGGGUUUAGCACUUGGUUUUGAUUAUAAUAAUAAUCAGCCUUCGGAGUGCAAGCACUGUACUACCCACCUCUAGGACUAUAACAUCACUCUUCCUUCAGAGUGCAAGCACUGUACUACCCACCUCUAGGACUAUAACAUCACUCUUCCUUCAGAGUGCAAGCACUGUACUACCCACCUCUAGGACUAUAACAUCACUCUUCCUUCAGAGUGCAUGUACUGUACUACCCACCUCUAGGACUAUAACAUCACUCUUCCUUCAGAGUGCAUGUACUGUACUACCCACCUCUAGGACUAUAACAUCACUCUUCCUUCAGAGUGCAUGUACUGUUAUCCCAGUGAGUUUAUCCAAAUUAUGUUUUCAUGUAGGAGGCUUGAGUGGUGGUGUUCCUCUAUAGUGGACUCUGAACAGCAGGUGAAGCCUUCACUCUCAUGUGUAAGGAACAUUAUGUUCAUAAGAGUUUUUACUGUGGAUGGUUGAGCCAGUACUGUGUUUAACCCUUAAACUGUCCAAACAGAUCUAACAUUCACAUGCGUAGUGCUCCAAAAGUAGAUCUAUGUUUUUUUUUUUACAUUUUUUUUUUCAACAAGUCGGCCGUCUCCCACUGAGGCAGUGUGACCCAAAAGAGAAAGAAAAUCCCCAAAAAGAAAAUACUUUCAUCAUCAUUCAACACUUUCACCUCACUCACACAUAAUCACUGUUUUUACAGAGGUGCUCAGAAUACAACAGCUUAGAAGUAUAUACGUAUAAAAAUACGCAAUAUAUCUCUCCAAACACACACAUUUAUUUAUCUCUCCAAACUGCCAAUAUUCCAAACCCUUCCUUUGGAGUGCAGGCACUCCAGGACUCAAGUCCGGUUAUAUAAAAUAACCGGUUUCCCUGAAUCCCUUCACUAAAUAUUACCCUGCGCACACUCCAACAGAUCGUCAUAUUUUCAAAUAUAACAAAAAAAAAAAAUGUAUAAGUUUUUUACAAGUUUUCAAAUUAAAAAAAAAAAAAAAGAAGGUCUACGUUUUUUUACAUACUUUCAAAUGUUAAAAAAACGUAGAUGUACAUUUGGACAGUUUAAGGUUUAACACACAUCUUCAAGAACUAACCACACCACUAGUUAUUCCAAGUACCAGAUCAACCAGGCUGUGGUGACUAUGGAGAAAAGUUACACAAAUUGUGUAUAAUGUGAUAUUUUAUAGUGAAAGGAUUGCAUAAUACUUCAUUUGUGUCAUUUUUCAUUGUGUUGGUAUUUAUAUUGUUUAUUUUUGUUGUUAUGGGGCCAACAGGCCACUAACAACAACAGCCUGAAUUAACAGACAAGGAAGAGGUAAGCUUGGCUGCACAGUAAGAUUAAGCAGAAGCUUAAAGCUGGUGAGAUGUAUGUGAGAGGUGAGUGGAAACACUCACCAGUAUUCCUACCAAAUUCAUUAAUUUAAUAAUGUACAUGGACUAUGACUAUGAUGGUUAUCCUCUUGACUUAUGGAUGCUGCUGUGAGGUUCAGUCCAUUGCUACACCUUUCUGACCAGUCUGAAAAUUGGUACCAGUAUAAGAGGUACAAUAGACUGAUAUUUGUGCAAAUUAUUGACCCAUUAAUAUAUAGAAGGUGUCAAGGUUACAAGCACUCAAAGUUACAAACUUUGGCAAGUGCAAAACCAGUUUAAGUUCCACAAGCAGUGAGCAGCAGUUACCAACGUGUUUCAGACAUGGCCGUCCACUCUAGUUUGUUUUCUAUACAUAAAAACUUUCUGUAAGUUGAAAGGAAAACAAUCUUUAGGCUUGAAUAUCAAGAAACUUCAAGUUGAGAAAGUCACUGGAACUGCAACUUAUAAGUUAUUGUAUGUUCUAUAUAUGAGAAUGAUUAUUUAUGUUCAAGAUAAUUCAUUAUGUUAGGUAAAAGUACACAUGUGCAACUAAUUCAUCACUUUUAUUGUGGGAAUGUUUUGGUGCAGGAGCUGCUGGAGAGCACAACAUUACCACAGUAAAUGUCACAUUAGUUACACGUGUCUUGUUAUCCAAGAUGUUGUGGCUAAUUCUACCAACAUUAUUAUAAUUCAUUAACUGACCUAUCAUCUUCACUAUAUUGUGAGGUAUGUAUAAUGCAAAGUGUAAUGUUUAAAAUUGUGUGUAUCAUUCCACUAACAUUAUUUGUUGAGCAUGUUUGUAAUGCUCUUGCAACAUACAAAUAAUACUAUAGGUAAUUGCUAGAAAAUGAACAUUUUACACAGAUUGUUACAGCAUUUCAGCCCAUGUCAAAUGAAACAGAUAUAGGCAGUAUUUUAUUCCAUAAAAGAUGGAAUAAAGAGUGUAACUUAACAAUUAUAAUGCAGAAAGGUAAUGAUGAAGAAUGAUAAUGACAAAUAAUGAUGAAGGGUAAUGAUGAAGGGUAAUAAUGGACCAAACAUAAUAUAAUAUAAUUGUUAAUAAACUAUUUUCUCUAAAUAGGUUAUACAUUGAGGCUAUGACCAAGAAUUUUAUAGUAUAUAAGUUAGGAUAAAUAUUUGUUAUUUAGUUUUAUAAGUGAUAACUGCUGGUCAAGAUAAAUGUUCUCUUUACUUUUGUUUAUGACAAGUAUUGAAGGUUUGACUUUAUUGUCACUCAUGUCACUUUACUGGUUGUAAAGUUUACACUUCACCUCUGAAGUGAUCAUUUAGUGUUGCAGGUACAGUACUGUAGUGACAACACUUGUAGCAGUGUUGCAGGUACAGUACUGUAGUGACAACACUUGUAGCAGUGUUGCAGAUACAGUACUGUAGUGACAACACUUGUAGCAGUGUUGCAGGUACAGUACUGUAGUGACAACACUUGUAGCAGUGUUGCAGGUACAGUACUGUAUGUGACAACACUUGUAGCAGUGUUGCA